Molecule: messenger RNA, 2103 nt
Organism: Colletotrichum abscissum
Lineage: Eukaryota; Fungi; Ascomycota; Sordariomycetes; Glomerellales; Glomerellaceae
Product: Ulp1 protease family protein
Exons: 4
Coding region: 1-2103 (700 amino acids)
Source: RefSeq, a predicted model, not a curated record
AUGACAAACACCAACGAUACAGACCUCCCCGCCGCCGACCGAGGCACUUCUGACACGCCACCCCUUCUUAGAACACUCAAUGAGCUCAACAAUAUCCAGAUUGCUGAGAUUGAGCAGCAUGUUGACCGCUUAUGGCACGACCUACAGGCCAACUUCAACAACACCAAUGACGCUACCAUAACUGGGGACACCAAGUUCAUUUUUUGGGCGUUCCAAAACGUCGAUCGUCAAACACUCUGCCGAAUACUUGACAAGAAGCACAAAGACGAUCUCCAACUAAUCACGACGGAUAUUCAACGUCGUCUGGCCAACCUGUGCCCGCACUGGGACGCUUCACCUGGCCUCUUUUUCGCUUGUUUUGGUCAGGAGAUUACGAGAUCUCGAAGGUGCAUUGAUCUUCUGAAAAAGUUACGAGGAACCUCCCCGCAGCUUUCCCUUGGCGACUUUAUCGAUUGUUUCAACCGCAUACCAAAAAACAACGACCACCGAUACGGCCUUCGCUCGGUAAAGAACCAAGUCAGCGUGUUUAAACUCGCCGUGGGAGAGUUUGAACCUACUCUCGUGAUGCGUCAGCAACGGUACGCCAAAGAUCGCCCGCCUCCCGAAAGCGAUUCGAGUAGCAACAGCGGUGACUCGGACAAUGACCUUGCCGACAACUCCAACCUAAACAAACACACAUCCAACGAUGGCGGCAAGAAGAAGCAAGACGCACGUCGGCCCCUUCCUGCUGGGCCCCCCUUCAUCAACACCAGAUCGACACGUGGGGAACGAUCAAGUCCUUCAUUGACACGAAAGCGAUCUCCUGCAACCCAACACGUCGAUGCAACCCCAUCCCCAGAGCAAUUCAGAAGGGAGCGCCAGGCUUCGAGUGUUGCACCAAAGGGACCUGUGCUUGUCUUUCAAUCCAAAAAUAAUCUUGGACUCCACAAUUCUUCUCUACAAGCGGGCCCAUCUACACACGAUGCUGAUGAUGGCGGUGACGAUAACUCCCUUGUGCAUCAGUCAAUACCUCGGGCUGCAUCUCUCCCUCAAUUGACACCGUCGCCUUUUGGUCCACGGAAUCAAGACACACCAAUUCCUCCCCAACGCAAGCGUGCUCGACUCGGUGAAGCCAGGCACCGAGACUGGGAUGUCAGCAACGGCAGUUUUGGCGAUGAACACAAGGUUCGCCUCUUCGAUUCCUGUCCAGGUGUUCUGCCUGCCGAGAAAGUUUGCCGUGACGUGAUCUUGCCGUUCCUCCGUCGGAUUGGAGCGAGCGACGACGUUCAAGUUGACUUGGAUGUGAGCGGAUGUGCUCGCCAAAGUAACAACAUCGAUUGCGGACUCUUCACGCUGUUGUUUGCAUAUCAAAUUUCGGGAACUGGGACAGGCAUGCCGACAGAUGUGACGUCGAAGACACUGGAUGCGCACCGACUUCAUUUCCUCCAGUGUUUGCUGACCUCCACAGAGGCUGCUCUCUCACCCAAGGAGGCUGGGUACCUUGACGAGCUCGGACAGACUACAAGUGAUCGCUCGAUAGCCCUGGCUCGAUUGGCGCUUGAAGUAUGGGACCGUCAAUUUUGCUAUCAAUCCCUGCUCAAACCAAGCGACUUUUUCGAUCAGUCAAUGACGAGAUUACGACAACUUCACCAAGCUGAGGCGCGUCGGUGGGAGACAUUGUGCAUAACAUCAGCCCUCGGUCUGACUCACGUGAGCCAUGGUAAACUCCUGCGAAAUGCUGUUCAGAUGGAGUGCGAAAGGCGCGAGAGGAGGAAAGAGAUGGACAGACGUAAUCAUCUACAAGCUGCUGUCAGGAGCAUUCUCAUCAAUAUCCCCCUGGAACAUCCGAUUGGCUCUUCGGUUGCCCGUUCCAAGCCAGCGAGUAAUCUCGAGCUCAGUGCCAUGCUCAGCUUGCGAUCCGCCACAGAAGUGGCGGCUGCCUUUCUCACGGAGGGCAAUCUCAAGGCCAGCACGAAUGAUGACUACAACCCCUUUACGAUAUGCGUAGCAUACAUCGUCGUUGCCCGAUUCAUAAGACAAAGGCUAUCGAGUAUUGAACAUGGGCUGGAGAUUGAGAUUGGGCGAGGCGUAGACAGGGACAUUUUGGUGGUUACGGGACGAUGA